Paramecium pentaurelia is the source of this 2166-nucleotide messenger RNA. The record is from the annotation of a GenBank genome assembly. NCBI's taxonomy places the organism in Eukaryota, Ciliophora, Oligohymenophorea, Peniculida, Parameciidae.
AUGAAUCAUUAAGGAGUACUGUCAUCAAAGCAAUAAGAAGCAGCCUUCUUUAAAAUACUUAAAAAGUAAUGCAAUUUGAUUUGUGCAGAUUGUUCAUCAAAAUCUCCUACUUGGGUAUCUCUAGAUUUUGGUGUUUUUGUAUGCUAUAAUUGUUCAGGUAUUUCAAUAAAAUAUUGUUUUAGGAUAACAUAGAGCCUUAGGUUAAAAUAUAACUAGGGUUAGAUCAACUAAAUUAGAUUGUUGGACCCAAGAAAAUGUUGAUUUGAUGGAUGCUUUGGGAAACGAUUAGAAUGAGUAAUUAUUGUUUAUACAUAUAUAUAGGUAUUGGGAAAGCAGAUUACAAAAGAAUAACAAGAUUCAACCAUCUGCUACUCCAGAAGAAAUUAAAUUCUUUGUUUAAGAAAAGUAUGUAAAGAGAACUUGGGUAAAGUAGGGUCAGGCUGAUCCAAAAACUAGAUAUACAUAAUGUCUUAUGAGUGGGGUACCAUUUAGAGUUGUAAAAACUAACACAUUUUUUAGUGAAAAUGGAACUCAAGGUUAACAGGUAAAAGAUGAUAUGAAACAAUUUCAUUCUACUCAAUAAUAAGGAAUACAAAGAAAUACUAGGUAAUUUAGUAUAGACUCUAAAUAAACAUAGAUAGAAGCUAAUCUUAUCUCACCAGAUAAGGGUAGUCAAUUUGAUUGGAAUUCAUUUCAUCAUUUUUCUACUUUUUCUGGUUUACCCAAUAAUCAUACAUAUUAAACAAACUAAAUAUAAAUACCUCCUAAAAAAUAAUAAUUGAAUGAAGAUUAAUCACCAAGUUUCAAAGCAAAAAAUAAUAACUUAAAUGAAUUUGAUUUAUUAACCUAUUCAACCUUAGCAGAUAAUUAAUAAUUAAUGUCUCAUAAUACAGCUAAUUAAUCAACUUAAUAAUAAUAAACUCAUUAACAAUUCAAUAGUCACAAUCCGUAAUGUAAUGCAAUAAUUUAAUAAUCAUGGUAAUAAGCUUAGAAAGAGGCUUAAGUACUAUCACAGUAACAAGCAAAUUAAUAAAUAUGUAAUUCAAACCAACAAAAUUAAUUAAUAAACUCUGGAAAUAAUGCUUACGGAUCUAAUAAUUAAUAAUAGGGUAGUGGAUCAUUAUAAUAAACAUAAUAACCGUAGUAAUAACAAUCAUAAUAAUAUAAUUAAGCAAGUAGUAAACCUCCACUUCCUGGAAAAUAAAAUGUUUAAACUAAUUAUUAAACAAAUAAUUUUACUUAUUAAUAAAUAAAUAAUCAAUUAAAUUGUUAAACUAAUUAAUAAUAGCCUAAGUUAUAAUAAUAAUUAACAAACCAAUAAUAAUAAUAUCAAAAUAUGAAUCAAAAUUAAUAAAAUAAUACAUAAAGUUUCGGAUUUAAUAAUAAUACUGAUAUAAAUAAUUAUUAGAAAUUAUAUUAGGGUUAUAAUAAUAUCUCAUUUUCAAUAAAUUAAGUAAGUCAGAAUAAUAAUAAUAAUAAUAAUAAUAAUAAUAAUAAUAAUAAUAAUAAUAAUAAUAAUAAUAAUAAUAAUAAUAAUAAUAAUAAUAAUAAUAAUAAUAAUAAUAAUAAUAAUAAUAAUAAUAAUAAUAAUAAUAAUAAUAAUAAUAAUAAUAAUAAUAAUAAUAAUAAUAAUAAUAAUAAUAAUAAUAAUAAUAAUAAUAAUAAUAAUAAUAAUAAUAAUAAUAAUAAUAAUAAUAAUAAUAAUAAUAAUAAUAAUAAUAAUAAUAAUAAUAAUAAUAAUAAUAAUAAUAAUAAUAAUAAUAAUAAUAAUAAUAAUAAUAAUAAUAAUAAUAAUAAUAAUAAUAAUAAUAAUAAUAAUAAUAAUAAUAAUAAUAAUAAUAAUAAUAAUAAUAAUAAUAAUAAUAAUAAUAAUAAUAAUAAUAAUAAUAAUAAUAAUAAUAAUAAUAAUAAUAAUAAUAAUAAUAAUAAUAAUAAUAAUAAUAAUAAUAAUAAUAAUAAUAAUAAUAAUAAUAAUAAUAAUAAUAAUAAUAAUAAUAAUAAUAAUAAUAAUAAUAAUAAUAAUAAUAAUAAUAAUAAUAAUAAUAAUAAUAAUAAUAAUAAUAAUAAUAAUAAUAAUAAUAAUAAUAAUAAUAAUAAUAAUAAUAUUAAUAAUAAUAUUAAUAAUAAUACUUUUUAUUAUAAUAACUAAUAAUAUAACAAUUUUGA